This is a messenger RNA of Acanthoscelides obtectus, 1082 nucleotides long. The record is from the annotation of a GenBank genome assembly. NCBI's taxonomy places the organism in Eukaryota, Metazoa, Arthropoda, Insecta, Coleoptera, Chrysomelidae.
GAAGCGAUUGGCCGCUGCACCAAAUCAACCCAAUGCUUCUAAAUCGAUUAUCAACCGAUUACCUCUCCCCUAGACUGUACCCGCUUCAAAAACCUAGGAUACACUUUUAUCCUCAACAUGAGUAUUACGACACAAUUGACAUCGGCAACAUGGCACUCGGCGAGGCUUUGCUGUCCGUGGCAGCCGCCCUGACGCCGACGCUCCCGCCCCACCGCGCGUCCCGCGCACGCCGCGACGCCGGCGCCGCCGCCGACAGGUUUUGUGGAGCAUUUGAGUUAGCCUUAAGGGGUCACGAUGAAAAGGAAAAUUCGGAAAACAGAGGCAUAUUUAAGGAGCUGGUGAAUUUUAGCGCCGAAUUAGACAACGAAUUGAAAGUCCAUAUUCAAAGUGCCAAACUUUUCAAGGGUACCUCAAAAACAACUCAAAACGAGCUUCUUGAGUGCAUGCUAGAUGUUUAUCAUGAAGAAGUUAAGAAGGAGAUUGCAAAUUCUCCUUUUGUUGCAGUAAUUGCCGAUGAAACGACUGACGUAGCCUGUGAAUUUCAAUAUUUGUGUAAAGGACAACCAGUUGAGAGAUUUUGGAGAUUUUACGUCCCCGACGGACACGAUGCCAAAUCAAUCGCUGCAUGCGUUUUAAAUGUUGUAAAUCCAUUAAUAGAUCAAAAUCCAAACAAAUUAAUAGCUCAAAGCUAUGAUGGUGCGUCUGUUAUGAGUGUUUAUGAAAAUAGGAAAGACCUGAUUGAAGUUAUGGACAAUAUAGAAAGUACUUCACGCGAUUCUUCGUCGAUUAAUCAAGCCAGUGGGUACAAAUUAAAGCUGCAAGAUACAAAUUUUGUAUUUUGGCUAAGUAUAUUCCAUAAAAUAAUGCCACAUGUUGAAAUUGUCUUUAACCAAUUACAAAAAGUAUGCACCGAUUCUGUUAAGGUCAAAAAUGAUUUAGAGAAUUUUGAAGCAGCAAUUCAAACUAUACGAGAACAAAUGGAUAGCAUUAUUGACGAGAUUGAACGAGUGCAGAGAGAAACUGAUGAACCGGCAAGAAAAAAAGGCAAGUUGAAGAAGGCAGCAAAAAACGGGAAGCGUUAG